Sciurus carolinensis (gray squirrel) is the source of this 772-nucleotide messenger RNA. Its product is annotated as zinc finger MYND domain-containing protein 19-like. Lineage: Eukaryota; Metazoa; Chordata; Mammalia; Rodentia; Sciuridae. The coding region runs from base 89 to 772 and encodes 227 amino acids. The transcript has a single exon. The record is from RefSeq and is a predicted model, not a curated record.
CUCCGGCCCUCCCGGAGCGCCGCGGCCUCGCCCUGGUCUGGCGCCUCCCGAGGGAGCGGCGUUGCCGGCGGAGAGCGCAGGCCGGGCCAUGACCGACUUCAAAUUGGGCAUCGUGCGGCUCGGCCGGGUGGCCGGGAAGACCAAAUACACACUGAUAGAUGAACAAGACAUCCCGUUGGUGGAGAGCUACUCCUUUGAGGCUCGAAUGGAAGUAGAUGCAGAUGGAAAUGGUGCUAAGAUAUUUGCAUAUGCCUUUGACAAAAACCGAGGAAGGGGAUCAGGCAGGCUCCUUCAUGAGCUGCUGUGGGAGAGGCACAGGGGCGGCGUGGCUCCCGGUUUCCAGGUAGUGCACCUCAAUGCUGUGACUGUGGACAACCGCCUGGACAACCUGCAGCUGGUGCCUCGGGGCUGGCGGCCCAAAGCCGAAGAGACCUCCAGCAAACAGAGGGAGCAAAGCUUGUACUGGCUUGCAAUCCAGCAGCUUCCCACGGACCCCAUAGAAGAACAGUUCCCUGUCCUGAAUGUGACCCGGUACUACAAUGCCAAUGGGGAUGUGGUGGAAGAAGAGGAGAACUCCUGUACCUACUAUGAGUGUCAUUACCCUCCCUGCACAGUGAUUGAGAAGCAGCUCCGGGAGUUCAACAUCUGUGGGCGCUGCCAGGUGGCCCGGUACUGUGGCUCCCAGUGUCAGCAGAGGGACUGGCCAGCCCACAAGAAGCACUGUCGGGAGAGGAAACGUCCCUUCCAGCACGAACUUGAGCCAGAGCGAUGA